Mollisia scopiformis is the source of this 1283-nucleotide messenger RNA. RefSeq lists its product as uncharacterized. The record is from RefSeq and is a predicted model, not a curated record. The transcript has a single exon. NCBI's taxonomy places the organism in Eukaryota, Fungi, Ascomycota, Leotiomycetes, Helotiales, Mollisiaceae. Bases 64 to 1035 code for a protein of 323 amino acids.
CUGCAUCAUUUACUCAAUAUUAUUAUCAUUUUACCCUACAUACACGCCAAUCAAUAACUUACAAUGGCGUCAAACCCUGCUUACAUACACCCCCAAAUCCCCGAUCCAACAGUUAUCACUCCUCCUCAAGACUUCCACAUCUUUGCGCCAAAAAAUCCCCAUCCAGACUUUAGCAAUGAUGUAAUUCAACACACUCUGCGUUUGAAGGCGUACGAUCCCUUGGAUCUAAGUCAAGCUCUCUGUUUUGCGAUCGAAUCCCGUUUAUCUAACCAGCAAACAAUUCUGGAUCAUCUAGACCUGGCAGAGAGGCAGCUUCUAGGGACUGUCAUGGAUAGAAGCUACUCAAAUCUCAGACUGACAGAUGGAGAACGAAGCGACAGCCUGCUCGAGAUGCAAGCCAUCAAGAACUUGGCAUUGGAAUUCUUUCCUACCUUUAACAAGAUGUUGUUCGGAGGGAGUCUGACCGAGUACCUUAAAGACGUACAGGCAUACAACUUCGAUGCUUUGAAAGCAUCGAAUCCUACUCAUGAAGCUGUCACCGAGAACGCGAUCGGUUGGUACCAAGAAGAAGAAAGAACCAUUUAUAUAAGGACAAACCCACCCAUGUACGAUUUUGCUGGAACUGCUGCGACAGAAGUCCAGAAGUACCUGACAAUAUUCGUUCACGAAUUGGUACAUACGUUCUUUUGGGCUUGGGGCUGCAAGUGUGCCAACAGAUGCUCACAAGAUGAGGUUUUAGGGAAUAUUUUCGGCCAGAGUGGUCACGGGCCAGCAUGGAUGCAGGUCAUGCAUACCAUAUCUCAAGCGCUUGAAAAAGACUUGGGGUGGAAGAUCGAUACCGGGAUGGCUUAUUCAUGUGAGAUUGAAGAAAAGAAUAGCGGAUUCAAGUUUCCAGAAUCGAUGCUGAACUCUUGGAACAUGCGUCGAAUAAAUUUUUCACAAGAGGACUGGAAAUUGAUACCGAAGAUUUGGUAUAACGUCCAUCCCUGCGUAACGGAAAACCCUCCGUGCCGGAAAAUCCAACUGGUACAUUGACUUUAAGCAUCUUAAAAUCUAUGCACACCGCAAUAUCUCUUGAAAAUUUUUGGUAACUGUAUUCCGUGGCCACUCACAAAUGCCUUAUAUGCCUCCGACUAAAAAAAUCAUAUUCGUGUCGUCGCCCUUCACCUCAUUUAUAAAGUGUCUCCUUUUAUAGCGUAACAGACUUUCUCUACCACAGCUGCGUCACCUAGCUUAUACUAUCCCCAAACCUUAUAACAAAUAUCUUAUUAGAGCUCCAAGUG